Rubroshorea leprosula is the source of this 2148-nucleotide messenger RNA. Lineage: Eukaryota; Viridiplantae; Streptophyta; Magnoliopsida; Malvales; Dipterocarpaceae. The record is from the annotation of a GenBank genome assembly.
CCCUGCCCCUGUUCAAAUCUUGCAACACUUCAGCAAGGUUGGCUGAAAAUGGGAGGGGAAAAGCAGGAAGAGAUUGAGGUUGUUCACUCAUGGUCUGCUCCAAGAUCCCUCAGCACCAGUGUCAUGUACUCUUUUGCCCAGAGGGAUGACAUGGAAGUGCUUGAUGAGCCGCUCUAUGCAACUUUUCUUCGUACGACAGGCAUUGAAAGGCCCUACCGAGAAGAGCUUCUAUCCCAGAUGGAAUCUGAUGGUGAUAAGGUUGUUAAAGAGAUCAUUUAUGGUCCUGGAAGAAAGAAAUAUCGAUUUUGUAAGCACAUAGCUAAGCAACGACUAAUUGGUUUGCCAAAGGACUUAAUGAAGAAAGGAAAGCACUUUAUAUUGAUACGGAAUCCCCUCAAUAUACUACCAUCCUUUGACAAGGUUGCACCUCCAUCUUUGCUUGAGCUAGGUUUGGCAGAACUGGUCUCUAUAUACAGUGAGCUAUAUGAAUUGGGAAAGGCCCCACCUGUCAUUGAUGCCGAAGACGUUGAACAGGAUCCUGAGGGUACCCUACGUGGCCUUUGUGAAGAUUUGGAUAUUCCUUUUCAAGAAAAAAUGCUUAGGUGGGAAGCUGGUCCAAAACCAAUAGAUGGCAUUUGGGCUCCAUGGUGGUACAAAAGUGUGCAUAAAUCAACAGGUUUUGCACCUGUGAGAAAGUAUCCCAGGGCAUUUCCUUUCAAUCUGUAUGACCUGUUGGAGCAAAGUCUACCUUUCUACAACAUGCUUCGAAGCCGAGUUAGGCGGAAAUCAUCCCUUAUGAAGACCUUGCCACCUCCAGUUCUUCCCGUUCCUGCCAAUGAGAAGCUACUCGCAUGGGUUGGUGAUGAAAUUUUACCUCGUGAGAGUGCAAAGGUUUCUGUAUUCGACUCGGUUGUGCAAGGUGGUGAUGCUGUGUGGGAAGGACUUCGAGUUUACGAUAGAAAGAUAUUUAAGCUUGAAGAGCAUUUAGAUAGGUUGUUUGAUUCAGCAAAGGCUCUUGCUUUCAACAAUGUUCCAUCGCGUGAUGAGAUUAAAGAGGCCAUAUUCAGAACACUCAAUGCCAAUGGAAUGUUUGAUAACACACACAUCCGAUUAACUCUUACGCGUGGAAAAAAGGUUACUUCUGGGAUGAGCCCUGCAUUUAAUCUUUAUGGAUGUACAUUAAUCGUGCUUCCUGAAUGGAAACCACCUGUCUAUGAUAAUGUGAGUGGUAUAAUGCUGGUUACAGCUACUACAAGGCGCAAUUCACCAAAUAAUCUGGAUUCAAAGAUACACCACAAUAAUCUUCUGAAUAAUAUACUAGCAAAGGUAGAAGGGAAUAAUGCAAGUGCUGAUGAUGCAAUAAUGCUUGACAAGGAUGGCUAUGUGUCUGAAACAAAUGCUACAAACAUUUUUUUGGUAAAGAAAGGUCGUGUUUUGACACCUCAUGCUGAUUACUGCCUUCCUGGGAUUACUCGAGCAACUGUAAGUUAUGGAGCUUGUUGUGAAGGAAAAGUUGGUCCUAGAGGAGCGAAGAAUCAGCCUAUCAGAGUUCCAUACUGCAGAUGAGGUAUGGACAACUGGAACGAUGGGAGAACUCAGCCCGGUUGUGAAAAUCGAUGGUCGAGUGAUUGGUGAUGGGAAAGUGGGGCCUGUCACUAGAAGACUGCAAAAUGCUUACAAAAAGCUGACAGAAGAGUCCGGAGUGCCUAUACCAUCCAAUGAAGAAAGUUGAAUGAAAUCACUUUGAUGGAGGUCACCAUUGCUGACCAAGACUGCAAACUAGAGCUGAAAUCGAGUUGGAAAUCGCUUCAAGACCACGAAAUGGGAUUUCUUGGUGUGAAAGACAUCCUUUUUUCGUCUUGGGAAGUUUAACUUUUAGGUUGUGUUGGAUAUGUUCAUUCUCCCCAAUAAUGCUGAGAACCAAUUGUACUACUCUUGGCACAUCCAAUGAGAUGCUUUUUUAUUUCACCCUUUCUGUUACAUUUAUUUGUUUUCUAUACAACCAACAGAUGAUCAUUUCACCUACAAGAAUUUAGCCCGUUAAUAACCAUUUUAUGUCUAACUGUAAAACCUUGAUUUGAGGUUAAGCUUAGACAAAUUUUUGUAGUUCUGUGCAGCCAACUUAUGCAAUGAAAAGGAACAACGCCU